AUGAUGAAAUCUAAAGACCUUCGAAAAGUGAUAAUGCGAAUGACUGAUGUUGGAAUUUCAUCACGUAAAAUUGCAAAAGAAUUUCGAAAUGUGGUGAAGCAGAGGUUUACUUAUAAACGUCGACGAAGUGCAAGACAAUUAGCUAAAUCGAUUCGAGUUUGUGAAGCAACAAUGCGUCGUGUGAUUCAAGAGGAUCUUCACUUACAUGCUUAUCAUGUUACAAUUCAACCAAAUAUUCAGGAUGCUCACAAGCAACGAAGAAAAUCAUUUGCAUACUGGAUGAGAAAAUCAUUAAGAAAGAAAGACCAUGGUUUAAUUUUAUUUACUGACGAAAAAUAUUUUGGUAUGAAUGGUAUAUACAAUCGUCAAAAUGAUCGUGUUUAUGCAUCAAGUCGUCAAGAAGCCGAUGCACAUGGAGGAAUACAUAGAUUAUCGAAAUUUCCAAAACGCAUUAUGAUAUGGCUAGGUGCAUGUAAAGAAAGUCUUACAACUCCAAUUAUUUUUAAGGCUGGUGAAACGUUAACACACAAAAAUUAUAUUGAUAUUGUACUUCCACAUGGAUUAGCUGAAGGUCAACGUCUAUUGGGUGAAGAUUUCAUAUAUCAACAAGAUAAUGCAACACCGCAUACACAUAAAGAUUCAUUAACAUGGAUUCGAAACAACUUUAGCAGAUUCAUCGAUGAAACUAAACGGCCUCCUAAUAGUCCGUACCUGAGCGUUUUGGAUUACUACGUGUGGGAUGCUAUCAAUCAUAAUAUUCAUUGGGAAAAAGUUAAGAAUUACAAUUCUUUAAUUGAAGAAAUAAAGCAAGGUGUUAGUCGUGUACCAAGUACUAGUGUCGUUCGCAGUGUAGAAACUUGGUCAAGUAGAAUUUCUUCUAUUUUAAGAACAAACGGUGACUAUAUUAGAUAA
Messenger RNA from Rotaria socialis, 912 nucleotides. NCBI's taxonomy places the organism in Eukaryota, Metazoa, Rotifera, Eurotatoria, Philodinida, Philodinidae. The record is from the annotation of a GenBank genome assembly.